UUGAUCUAUAACCCUGGUUGUUCAUAAACUGUCCAGAUUACUCAGUGGACUCCCUGCAGAGAGGAGCACUUCUUUUCCCCCACAGUGCAGUCUCUACCAGGAACCCCCCCAUACCACCAGGAACCAGCCAUGGCGAUGCGCCCACGCGCUUCCUCUCAGCCUGGAAAGCUUUCCUUCUUCCACAGUCCCAAGGCAGCUUCAGCCCUUCGACCGCGGGCCAUGUCCUCGCGCUCGGGCUCCAUGCUGGAAGAGGAGCUGUCCUGUCCUGUCUGCUGUGACAUCUUCAGGGACCCCGUGGUCCUCAAGUGCAGCCACAGCUUCUGCCGAGACUGUCUGCAGCAGUUCUGGAACAAGAAGAAAGCCAGACGAGAGUGUCCCGUCUGUAGGAGGAAGUGCUCCCUGACGGAGCCCACGGUCAGCCUGGCCCUGAAGAACGUGGCCGACACCUUCCUGAGGGAGCAGGAGCUCAGGACAGCUGGGACAGGAGGAAGGCCCGGGGGGACAGGGGAGCAGGAAGUGGAGGAGAGGUGCAUCACACACGGGGAAGUUCUCAAGCUCUUCUGUCUGGAUGACUUUGAAGCACUCUGCUGUGUGUGUCACACCUCCAAAAAGCACCAAGGGCACAGAGUGUGUCCUCUGGAAGAGGGAGCGCAGGACCUCAAGGCAGAGCUAAAAAAAGAUCUGAUUCCUCUGAAGAAAAACCUGCGCUGCCUGUAUGAAGCCAAGCAGGAGUGUGAUGACACAACUGUGCACAUCAAGAACCAGACUGAGGCCACAGAAAAGCAGAUCAAAGAUGAGUUUGAGCAGCUGCGGGAGUUCCUGCAGAAGGAGGAGACGGCUCGGAUGGCCGCCCUGCUGAAGGAGGAUGAGGAGAAGAAGGAGCUGGCGAGGAAGAAGUCAGAGAACAUCACCAGAAGUAUCUUCACCUUUUCUCACGCUGUCAUUGCCAUUGAGAACGAGAUUGGUUCCAGUGAUGCUCUCUUCCUUAAGAAUUACGCCAACACAAAGAAAAGAGCACAGAUCCCACCGAAUAACCCAGAAAAGGUGUGGAAGGACGCUCUUAUAAAUGUGGCCGAGCAUGUCGGUUCCCUCAAGUACCAUGUGUGGGAGAAGAUGGCCGAGCUGGUUCAGUACACGCCCAUCACCAUGGACCCCAACACCGCCUACCCCUGGUUGUCCCUCUCCUCAGACCUGACCUGCGUCACUAACAGCGGAUGCCUCCAGAAUGUCCCGAACAAUCCUGAACGUUUCGGCCAUUUUGUGUUCCUGCUGGGGUCAGAGGGCUUCACCUCGGGCCGCCACGCCUGGGAGGUGGAGGUGGGGGACAAGGCGGACUGGAUGCUCGGGGUGGCCAAGGAGACCAUCGACAGGAAAGGCCGCAUUUCAGGUUGUCCCGAAGGUGGCUUUUGGAUGAUCGCGCACUACGAGGGCGAGUACUCGGCCAUGACGAGGCCCAGCACCCCGCUGCACCUGCAGGGGGAGCUGACCCGGGUCAGGGUGCAGCUGGACUUUGACUCCGGAGAGGUGAUCUUCUCCAACCCUGUGAGCAUGGUGCCCAUCUACACCUUCAAUGAUUUCUUUACUGAGAAGAUUUACCCCUUUUUCUGCCCUGGAGCCAACAUCAAUGGGAAUAACCCCAACCCGCUGAAGAUCUGCACCGCUAAGGUGGCUGUGUGGAACAGUGCUACAUGGUGAUUUUGAAAAGAAUCUAACCAUAUUACAACACAAAUUUCCCAAUUGUGUAUCAAAUCAUUUGGGUGCAUGUUUAUUUGUAAAAUGAGCAUGAUACAAGCAAAGUAAUUAGAACAAGUAUUGGUUUAUUUCACUUGGAUUCAUUCAUUAGUUUAUGAAGUGCUUUAAAGCUACCAAGGAAUGGGAUUUCCUUUGUAGUCCAGGAAGGCUCCGUUCUGCUUCUCAGUCAGGGAGGCCAUCACGUCACACAUACCCAGCACACUCUCCUGAGCUUCAAUUUCCCCCUGGUGGUCAGAAACACACAGUACACAAGAAGAAGUUAAAAAACAAGACUGCAAUUCUGCCAUUUUCAUUCCUGACCUUGGACACCUUCAUAUUUGAUCCAAGUAUGAUUUGUUUCAAUAUGACCUCAAUGUGAACAGCUCAUGAGAUAUGUCAUUUGUAUGUAAUUCUUUGUUGUGUAAGCAUGCAGAACAGCUGCAAUCGUGGAGGUUCAUUUUAAGGGAAAGUAAAAUGUUGCAAAAAUAAUCUCAAGUGAUUUUCUCACCAUGAGAGUUGCGACAUUUUCUUAGUUUUUUUUUCUGUGGAUUCUCUUGAUUUAACAAAAAUACUGUAGUAGGAAGGGCACAAUUAUUUACAUUACCCCUAAAAGAAUGUGUGUGAAAUAUGAAAUCAUACGACAUGAUGUUAAUCUCAUACUUCUCUAUUAAUAAAUUAAACUAUCAAUCAGA
Messenger RNA from Trematomus bernacchii (emerald rockcod), 2423 nucleotides. RefSeq names its product tripartite motif containing 35-12 (gene trim35-12). The coding region runs from base 130 to 1695 and encodes 521 amino acids. The record is from RefSeq and is a predicted model, not a curated record. Gene Ontology annotation, molecular function: protein binding; ubiquitin-protein transferase activity; zinc ion binding. NCBI's taxonomy places the organism in Eukaryota, Metazoa, Chordata, Actinopteri, Perciformes, Nototheniidae. Gene Ontology annotation, biological process: protein ubiquitination. The transcript is spliced from 6 exons.